UACCCUAAGGCAUCUGCCAGCACCCUGCUGGAGGGCCAGUUUCCUUGUGACUGUAUCCCUGAUCUGCAGAAGCCCUGGGUGAGGACCAUGUCGCUGUUUACGUCACUUCCUUUUCUUCUCCUGACUGUGGUGACAGCAUCUUGUGCAGACACAGAAGCAGAGAACUGUGAGAAUAUCCAGAAGACCUGCCCCGUGAUUGCCUGUGGUCCUCCAGGCAUCAACGGCUUCCCAGGCAAAGAUGGGCGUGAUGGUGCCAAGGGAGAAAAGGGAGAACCAGGUCAAGGACUCAGAGGCUCGCAGGGCCCUCCUGGAAAGAUGGGGCCUCAAGGAACACCAGGGAUCCCUGGGAUACCAGGACCAACAGGCCAAAAAGGAGACCCUGGAGAAAAUAUGGGUGACUAUAUUAGACUGGCUACUUCAGAAACAGCAACGCUACGAUCUGAAUUGAACCAGAUCAAAAACUGGCUAAUCUUCUCUCUGGGCAAAAAAGUUGGGAAGAAGAUAUUUUUUACCAAUGGUAAAAAGAUGCCUUUUAAUGAAGUGAAGACUCUGUGUGCACAGUUCCAGGGCCGUGUGGCCACCCCUAUGAAUGCUGAAGAAAACAGGGCCCUCAAGGAUUUCAUCACUGAAGAGGCUUUCCUGGGCAUCACAGAUCAGGAGACUGAAGGCCAGUUUAUGGAUCUGACAGGAAGCAGGGUGACCUACCAAAACUGGAAUGACGGCGAGCCUAACAAUGCUUCUCCUGGGGAGCACUGUGCGACACUCCUGUCGGAUGGCACAUGGAAUGACAUCGCUUGUUCCGCCUCCUAUUUGACUGUCUGUGAAUUCUCCAUCUGAGGGGGCAUGAGCCUCGAGUCCUCCUGUCCUGUUACUCAUCUCAUGGGCCCGCAACCUGGUUUGGAGGAUAAAUCUAUGUCAAUUUCACACACCCUGUACUCAGUUGCUCUUUUGUGGGGAAACAGAGACAAUGAGAAGAGUGGAUUGAGAAUGAUGUGACGUGGAAGUGAAAAGCGUGAAGAGACUUAUAGUGGUGUAGACCCAAUCCCGAAUAAUAAUCACUUCAGUAACGACAAAAUAAUAGUAAUAGUAGCAACAGCAGUAAUAGUGGGAGUGCUAAUAACGUAUUUAAAAAUGUUUACUGUGAGUCAGACAUUACACGUAAGAUUAUACAUUAAGUAUCUAAUUUAAUUAGGCCAUUCAUUUUUGUUUGAGAGUUAUCUAAGGUUAAAAAAAAAUAAAAUGGAUUUAUUUUUAUAUUUACUCUAAACACCUAUGUUCUAUGGAACCUUUCUUUCUCCUUGGGUUGAGGGCUAACCUUAAUGACAUCUUUCCAGCCUAAUUUCCAUAGCUUUUCUGUUAGUCUCAGGUAUUAUCUAUUUUGUUGCUUUCUUUCUAAACUAUAUUUUAUUUUCUUUUUAAGGAACUGCUACACUACGUAAAUAGCAAAAAUAUCAAAUGAAUCGAUUAAUGAAUGCUCACCUAAAUAUGCACCUAUAUAACUACCUUCCAAAUCAAGAUACAGAACAUUUCCAGCAUCUUAAAAGCCCCUUCAUAACCCCUUCUAAUUGACAUCCCCAAAGGUAAAUACUAUUCUGAGCUCUAGUAUCAUACUUUAAUUUUGUGUAUGAUAUUUCAUAUAGGUGGAAUGAAGUGUAUAAACUUCAGAUAAAUGGAAUCAGACUAUGCAUACAGUUUUAUGUCUUGCUGUUUUCUAUUCAAAAUUAAGUCUGUGAGACUCAUUCCUGCUGUUAACAUGUAGCAGGAGAGUUUUCAUUUUCACUGUCCUGUAGGAUUCCACCAUAUGAGUGUAUCUCAGUGUAUUCAUUAUAUUGCUAAUGGACAAUUGGACUGCUUUCUGUCAAGAGAAAAACCUGAUGAAUAUUUCUGUAUUUGUCUUUUGGUAGAUAUGCAUUAGUUUCUCUUGGCUAUCUGACAAGAAGUAGAACUGGUGGGUCAUGGAGUAAGCAUUGUGUAAGUAACUUCAGUAGAUCCUGCCAGUUUUCCAAAAUGAUCAUAUGAAUUUACACUCCUACCAACAAGGUGUGUCAGUUCUGGUUGCCCUGCAUAUUUGUAAAAGAGUUAACAUUUUUAGUCCUUUUAACUUUGGCCAUUUCUGUGAGUUUUUAAUUUCAGAUGUUAUUUUCUUAAGAUUUAGAUCUGUUUAUGAUUUCUAUGUCUCUUGGGCAGUUUUGGCAAAUUGUGCUUUUUCAGUUAAUUUGUGUAUUUCAUCUGAAUUGCUGACUGUGUAGGCAUAACAUUGUUCCCCAAAUUUCCCUAUUUGUUUUCAAAGUAAGUAGGAUCUGCAGUGAUGUCUCCAUUGUAUUUUUCACGGUUAUUUGUACUUUCUUUUUUUCUUAGUAAGUCUUGAUGGGGGGUAAUUUGUUAAUUUUAUUAAUAUUUUUCAAAAGCUAUACUUUUUAAUAUUGCUUUUCUCUAUUAACCUCUAUGAUCAAUUUCCUUCAUAUUUGUCCAUAGCUUUACAUUUCCUGUGAUCUCUCCUCAUAUCAAAUAUGUCCUUCUCUUUUCUAACUUAAUCCUUUAACAUUGACAAUUAAUUUUCUAUGUUUCUUCUUUUCUAACAUAUUCAUCUAAAGUUAUAAAUUUUCCACUAAGUUUGCUUUAGCUGUAUUCCAUGGGUUUUCAUAUACAGCGUUUGUCACAUCAUUCAGUUCAACAUACUUUAUAAUUUUCAUUGUAAUUUCUUCUUUGACUCAUGGCUUAUUUAUAAAUUAAUUUAAAAGUGUGCUGUUUAAUUCCAAGAUACUUGGUAGUUUCAAAGUUACCUUCGUGUAAAUGAUUUACAGUUUUAUUCUGCUGUGGCCAGAAACAUACUUUGAAUAAAUUCAGUCCUUUAAAAUUUGUUAAGACUUGCUUUUAUUGCACAAUUUGUGGUUAAAUAUGACCAGAUAAUCACGAUAGUGUGAUCACUCACCUAGAGCCAGACAUCCUGGAAUGUGAAGUCAAGUGGGCCUU
This is a messenger RNA of Capra hircus (goat), 2973 nucleotides long. It is a transcript of the gene MBL2, whose product is annotated as mannose binding lectin 2. The record is from RefSeq and is a predicted model, not a curated record. Gene Ontology annotation, cellular component: rough endoplasmic reticulum; multivesicular body. Bases 88 to 837 code for a protein of 249 amino acids. NCBI's taxonomy places the organism in Eukaryota, Metazoa, Chordata, Mammalia, Artiodactyla, Bovidae. Gene Ontology annotation, biological process: surfactant homeostasis; positive regulation of phagocytosis. The transcript is spliced from 5 exons.